CAGCCGUCCCCUCCCCUUUCCUCCCGCCUGAAACAUGAUCCAGCUGAAGGACGGAUUGCAGGAAAACUUGGCAGCUCCCCAGCCUUGGUGGCCCAGGGAGUGUGAGGCUGCAGCCUCAGAAGGUGUGAGCAGUGGCCGCGAGAGGCAGGCUGGCUGGGACAUGAGGUUGGCAGAGGGCAGGCAAGCUGGCCCUUGGUGGGCCUGGCCCUGAGCACUCAGCAGCACUCCUACGCGUGGGAAGCUCGCUAUGCCGCUGUGGGUCCAGCAGGCGCUGCUCGCCUUGCUCCUCCCCACACUCCUGGCACAGGGAGAAGCCAGGAGGAGCCGAAACACCACCAGGCCCGCUCUGCUGAGGCUGUCAGAUUACCUUUUGACCAACUACAGGAAGGGCGUGCGCCCUGUGAGGGACUGGAGGAAGCCAACCACCGUAUCCAUUGACGUUAUUGUCUAUGCCAUCCUCAACGUGGAUGAGAAGAAUCAGGUGCUGACCACCUACAUCUGGUACCGGCAGUACUGGACUGAUGAGUUUCUCCAGUGGAACCCUGAGGACUUUGACAACAUCACCAAGUUGUCCAUCCCCACAGACAGCAUCUGGGUCCCGGACAUUCUCAUCAAUGAGUUCGUGGAUGUGGGGAAGUCUCCAAAUAUCCCGUACGUGUAUAUUCGGCAUCAAGGCGAAGUUCAGAACUAUAAGCCCCUUCAGGUGGUGACUGCCUGCAGCCUCGACAUCUACAACUUCCCCUUCGAUGUCCAGAACUGCUCGCUGACCUUUACCAGCUGGCUGCACACCAUCCAGGACAUCAACAUCUCUUUGUGGCGCUUGCCAGAAAAGGUGAAAUCCGACAGGAGUGUCUUCAUGAACCAGGGAGAGUGGGAGUUGCUGGGGGUGCUGCCCUACUUUCGGGAGUUCAGCAUGGAAAGCAGUGACUACUAUGCAGAAAUGAAGUUCUAUGUGGUCAUCCGCCGGCGGCCCCUCUUCUAUGUGGUCAGCCUGCUGCUGCCCAGCAUCUUCCUCAUGGUCAUGGACAUCGUGGGCUUCUACCUGCCCCCCAACAGUGGCGAGAGGGUCUCUUUCAAGAUCACACUCCUCCUGGGCUACUCAGUCUUCCUGAUCAUCGUUUCUGACACACUGCCGGCCACUGCCAUCGGCACUCCUCUCAUUGGUAAGGCCUCUCCUGGUAGCAGAGCUCAGUCUGGUGAGAAACCCACCCCCUCCCACCUCCUGCAUGUGUCUCUUGCCUCUGCCCUGGGCUGCACAGGUGUCUACUUUGUGGUGUGCAUGGCUCUGCUGGUGAUAAGUUUGGCCGAGACCAUCUUCAUUGUGCGUCUGGUGCACAAGCAAGACCUGCAGCAGCCCGUGCCUGCUUGGCUGCGUCACCUGGUUCUGGAGAGAAUCGCCUGGCUGCUUUGCCUGAGGGAGCAGUCAACUUCCCAGAGGCCCCCAGCCACCUCCCAAGCCACCAAGACUGAUGACUGCUCAGCUAUGAGAAACCACUGCAGCCACAUGGGAUGUCCCCAGGACUUGGAGAAGAGCCCCAGGGACAGAUGUAGCCCUCCCCCGCCACCUCGGGAGGCCUCGCUGGCGGUGUGUGGGCUGCUGCAGGAGCUGUCCUCCAUCCGGCAAUUCCUGGAAAAGCGGGAUGAGAUCAGAGAGGUGGCCCGAGACUGGCUGCGCGUGGGCUCCGUGCUGGACAAGCUGCUAUUCCACAUUUACCUGCUGGCGGUGCUGGCCUACAGCAUCACCCUGGUUAUGCUCUGGUCUAUCUGGCAGUACGCUUGAGUGGGUACAGCCCAGUGGAGGAGGGGUACAGUCCUGGUUAGGUGGGGACAAAGGAUUUCUGCUUAGGUCCCUCAGGACCCAGGGAAUGCCCGGGACCUUUUCAAAACAGACAAAGUCCCAUGCCCUGUUUCCAAUGCCAAUUCAUCUCAGCAAUCCCAAGCCAAGGUCUGAACCCUUCCACCAAAAACUGGGUGUUCAAGGCCCUUACACCCUUGUCCCACCCCCGCAGCUCACCAUGGCUUUAAAACAUGCUCUCUUAGAUCAAGAGAAACUCGGGCUCUCCGUAAGUCCACUCUAUUUGUGAACUUUUCCCCAUUGACCCUCCCCUGAAUAAGGGACUUUGGAAUUCUGCUCCUCUUUCACAACUUUGCUUUUAGGUUGAAGGCAAAACCAACGCUCUACUACACAGCCCUGAUAACUCUGUACUAGGCUUCUCUAACCCCUAAUGUCUUUUUUUUCUUCACCUCACUUGUAGCAGCUUCCCUGAACACUCAUCCCCCAUCAGAUGAUGGGGGUGGGAAGAAUAAAAUGCAGUGAAACCCUAAA
Messenger RNA from Symphalangus syndactylus (siamang), 2326 nucleotides. It is a transcript of the gene HTR3A, whose product is annotated as 5-hydroxytryptamine receptor 3A. Gene Ontology annotation, cellular component: postsynaptic membrane. The record is from RefSeq and is a predicted model, not a curated record. Gene Ontology annotation, molecular function: transmembrane signaling receptor activity; extracellular ligand-gated monoatomic ion channel activity. NCBI's taxonomy places the organism in Eukaryota, Metazoa, Chordata, Mammalia, Primates, Hylobatidae. Gene Ontology annotation, biological process: monoatomic ion transmembrane transport.